AUGGUCAAACCCCCUGCAGUGGGCAAUGUUGCCAAGCUGGUCAACUUUGCUGUGGUGGAAUCUGCAAAGACGUACUCCGUGAUAAUAGCAACUGUGGGGGUUGCGGUCUUAUGUGCCCGACAGGUUCAAAUUGCGUCAACGGUGUCUGCGUGUGCGAUAUUUCAGGCACGCCCCCCUGUAAUGGACAAUGUUGUCCGGCUGGCUUGCUGGGUUGCUGCAGUAACUCGUGUACCGACCUUCAAAACGAUGGAAACAAUUGUGGAAGAUGUGGCAAUACUUGUCCUGGUCCCAUGGUCUGUGUUGAAGGGGGUUGCACGCAAUGAAGGCAGAAUGAAGGCUUUGGUGUCCAAAUUGCUUCGCGAGUCUUAUGGGUGCAGAUGA
Molecule: messenger RNA, 381 nt
Organism: Aspergillus thermomutatus
Lineage: Eukaryota; Fungi; Ascomycota; Eurotiomycetes; Eurotiales; Aspergillaceae
Exons: 5
Coding region: 1-381 (126 amino acids)
Source: RefSeq, a predicted model, not a curated record